Molecule: messenger RNA, 297 nt
Organism: Notechis scutatus (mainland tiger snake)
Lineage: Eukaryota; Metazoa; Chordata; Lepidosauria; Squamata; Elapidae
Source: RefSeq, a predicted model, not a curated record
AACGGGUCUCUUCACGCCUGACCUCGCUUUUGAAGCCAUAGUGAAAAAGCAGAUGCAAAAACUGAAGGAGCCCUGUUUGAAGUGUGUGGACAUGGUAGUGAGUGAACUCACGUCCACCAUCAGAAAGUGUAGCGGCAAGCUAAGCCAAUAUCCCCACCUGCGGGAGGAGAUGGAGCGUAUCGUGACUACUUACAUCCGGGAGAGAGAAGGAAGGACCAAAGACCAGGUCAUGCUCCUGAUAGACAUUGAAUUGGCCUACAUGAACACCAAUCAUGAAGACUUCAUUGGAUUUGCCAA